This is a messenger RNA of Dendronephthya gigantea, 893 nucleotides long. Its product is annotated as serine/threonine-protein kinase/endoribonuclease IRE1-like. NCBI's taxonomy places the organism in Eukaryota, Metazoa, Cnidaria, Anthozoa, Malacalcyonacea, Nephtheidae. The coding region runs from base 9 to 584 and encodes 191 amino acids. Gene Ontology annotation, biological process: protein phosphorylation; IRE1-mediated unfolded protein response; intrinsic apoptotic signaling pathway in response to endoplasmic reticulum stress. Gene Ontology annotation, molecular function: protein serine/threonine kinase activity; ATP binding; RNA endonuclease activity. The record is from RefSeq and is a predicted model, not a curated record. Gene Ontology annotation, cellular component: IRE1-TRAF2-ASK1 complex. The transcript is spliced from 2 exons.
AAACACCGAUGCAGGCUUUUGUCGCAGAGAAUCAAUUCAAAAUUGGUGCUGGUGGUUUUUCUUGUGUCUAUGUUGGUCUCAUGAAGGAUGGAAGUGAAGUUGCUGUUAAGAGAAUUUUGGUACAAAUGAAAUAUCGACAUUUUCACCGUGACGAUACCUUCAUGUAUCUUAUUGUUGAUCUUUGCGAAGAAACCUUGAGGGAACUUGUUCAAGCAUCCAGUAUUAAACAUCUACAAGAGCAUGGUCCACGAAUGAUUAAAGAAAUUCUAUCAGGACUUGAAUUUCUUCAUGGUAAAGGAAUAUUGCACAGAGAUCUAAAACCAUCAAACGUCCUGGUUGAUAUCGAAGGCCGCAUGAAAUUGGCAGACGUUGGAAUAAGCCGCGUUCUAAAUGAAGAUGAAACGACAGUUGAAACAGAUGCUAAAGGUACUCGCGGAUGGAUGCCACCGGAAGUAAUUGAAGCCAUAAAGAGAAACGAAAAGGGUCGUUUCAAAAGGAAAUCAGAUGUCCAUGUCGUGGGUAUGAUUGCUUUUUACGUGUUAACCAAAGGUGAACAUCGUUUUGGAUCUGAAUUAGUCGAAUGAAAAAUAUUUCAGAGGAUAAUCCUGUCAAUUUGGAGAAACUUGGUGACCACGAAGCUCGUAGGUUUGUGUCGUGGUUGAUUAAUCACAAGAUUGAUGAUAGACCUCACGCUCACGAAGUACUGAGGGAUUCCUUAUUAAGCAAACCACAAGGAACACAGCAAGCAAUUAAACAACCAACCACGACGUUUGUUUUUGAUUAGGAAUCCUUCCUAGCCUAAUUUUGUCCUUGAAGAGGGAAUUUGGAGCGACACAAGGGCGACAGAACAUAGCUAAUUUUAAAAUAAUUAUCACAAUAAUAUAGUAGAGGGG